Theileria parva strain Muguga is the source of this 910-nucleotide messenger RNA. RefSeq lists its product as uncharacterized. The record is from RefSeq and is a predicted model, not a curated record. Bases 43 to 768 code for a protein of 241 amino acids. Lineage: Eukaryota; Apicomplexa; Aconoidasida; Piroplasmida; Theileriidae. Gene Ontology annotation, biological process: regulation of DNA-templated transcription. The transcript has 7 exons.
CCAUCACAUACCAUUCUCAUUAUAAUUAUUCUAUUUUAUAAAAUGAAACACAAUAGAUUAAAAGACAUUAAGAUAGGUAAAAGAAUUGUUGUUGGAACCUAUGCUUUUCCUCUCAAUCCUUCGGAGAAAAAGAGAUAUGGUUCCAUGACUCACAGAUGGGUUUGUAUUUUAAGGUCUUUGGAUGACGAGAAUAUGACACAUUACGUCAAACGAGUCCAGUUUGACUUGGACCCUUCCUUCUUAAAUCCUAAAAGAGUUUUUACAUCAAUUCCGUACGAAGUUACUGAAGUUGGUUGGGGAGAGUUUUAUAUUGGAGUGAAGAUAAGUUUUGUGGAUGAUUCUCUAGACCCUGUGACUCUUCAACACCUUUUGAGGCUAAAUUCCGGUGACGGAACAAACGUCAUUACUACUGCUGUGAAUGAAACCUAUGAUGAACUAAUUUUCAAUGAGCCUCACGAGUGGUUUUAUGACAGGCUUAUUAGGAGCUCAUGUGAUAAGCUCCCUCCCAGUAAAUAUAGAGACUACUUUUGGAAUUUUGAUCAAAAAGAGAAGGAAACUGUCUGCAGAUACAUUUGCAGUCAAUCUUACUUCCAAAAUGAAACUUAUCGGUUACUUGCCGAGGCUUCUGAACUCUGUAAACACAUCCAACAACUACAAGAACAGUAUUAUUUGUUAGAUAACAAAUCUCCUGGAGGUCUUUUAAAGGAUAAGCCUUACAACAAACAUAUGAGUCCUAUGGGUUUACAACCUGGCCCUCCAAUGCCUUGAUUUAUUUUCUACUAUUUAGAAUUUUUUUUAAAUAACUUCAAAUUUCUACAUCGUAUCGCAAAUAACUAUUUAACGCAUAUUUAUAAGUUUUAAUAUAUUAAGUUUCUAAGCUCAUCCAGUGUGAUACAUGCUUUGACAGAAA